Amblyraja radiata (thorny skate) is the source of this 1580-nucleotide messenger RNA. RefSeq names its product heterogeneous nuclear ribonucleoprotein D-like. The coding region runs from base 139 to 1128 and encodes 329 amino acids. Gene Ontology annotation, biological process: regulation of gene expression. The record is from RefSeq and is a predicted model, not a curated record. The transcript has 8 exons. Gene Ontology annotation, molecular function: RNA binding. Lineage: Eukaryota; Metazoa; Chordata; Chondrichthyes; Rajiformes; Rajidae. Gene Ontology annotation, cellular component: chromatin; nucleoplasm.
CCCCUAUAAAAAGGCCGCAAAGCGCGCCGGCUCCACAGUGCGAGGUGGCGGCGACGACGAGGCGCGGUUCUUUCGCCAACCACUCCGAUUAAAACUAUAAUCCUAUUCUAUUCCCGAGGUAGGCCGGCCAGGUUGAAAAUGACUGACGUGGAGCAGCAGCAGCAGCACCCGAAGGGUCCCCAGAACGGUCAUUACGAGGAGGGAGAGGGGCUGGAUGGCGGCGAGGAGAUGGUGGCGGACGGAGCGGAGGCCCCGGUCAACCCCGACACCGAGGGCUCCAAGAUCAACGCCAGCAAGAACGAGGAAGACGCCGGGAAAAUGUUCGUGGGCGGUUUGAGCUGGGACACCAGCAAAAAAGACCUGAAAGAUUAUUUUUCCAAAUUUGGCGAAGUUGUGGAUUGUACGAUUAAGAUGGAUCCCGCCACAGGCCGGUCGAGGGGGUUUGGAUUUAUCCUCUUCAAAGAUUCUUCAUGUGCCGACAGGGUGUUGGACCAAAAAGAACAUAAAUUAGAUGGCCGGGUGGUUGAUCCAAAAAGGGCAAUGGCAAUGAAGAAAGAACCUGUAAGGAAAAUCUUUGUUGGAGGCCUUCAUCCAGAUACUCCAGAGGAUAAGAUCAGAGAGUACUUUGGAAGCUUUGGUGAGGUGGAAUCAAUCGAGCUUCCAAUGGAUAGCAAGACCAACAAGAGAAGAGGGUUUUGUUUCAUCUCGUUUAAAGAAGAGGAGCCAGUGAAAAAGAUCUUGGAGAAGAAGUACCAUGAUAUUGGAAAUAGCAAGUGUGAAAUUAAAGUGGCUCAGCCUAAAGAAGUUUAUCAACAGCAACAGCAGUGGGGAGGCAGAGGCACCCUUACGACAAGGGGCAGAGGUGGUGGUCGUGGAACUGGUCAAAGUCAGAACUGGAGUCAAGGAUACAGCAAUAAUUACUGGAGUCCAAGCUAUGGCAGCAGUUAUGGUUACAGCGGGCAAAGUGGCUAUGGUGCAUAUGGAGGCUAUGAUUAUACUGGCUAUAAUUACAAUAGUGGUUACUAUGGUGGAUAUGGACAAGGAUAUGACUACAAUCAGAGCAAUGGUAGCUAUGGGAAAGCGCCAAGGCGUGGGGCAGCUCAUCAAGGGAGCUACAAACCGUAUUAGUAUGGAAUAUGAAUGCAGAAUACUGUGUAUUCAUGCAGUGCAUAGAACAUGAUAGGAUAGGAGCAUACAACCACCAAAGUGUAAAAUAGUAAGCGUGCAUAUGGCUCCAGUGAAAUCCGACUUACGUAAUAUUCGCCUUGCGGAACGGCUUCCGGAACCGAACUCUUACGUAAGUCGGGGACUUUCUGUACUAGGUAUAGUGUAGCGACAAACUUAAGGGUGCAUUGCAAUAUAUUAUUGACUAUAGAUUUUAAGAAUGUUUUGGUAUGAAUUAAAUGCUCUACAUUUGUGUGUGUUGCCCAAUUUCAAUGUCUCGGCAGUAAACAGUGCUCAUAGACACAUCAGUGACACCGUUUUGAUUUUUUUCAUGACUAAAAUUCAAGUAGACCGCACGCACACUUUGUUCCUGUACUGAUAAGCACAGUAAGAAGUUAUUCUGAACCUUUUUUAGC